Messenger RNA from Phalacrocorax carbo (great cormorant), 11868 nucleotides. Lineage: Eukaryota; Metazoa; Chordata; Aves; Suliformes; Phalacrocoracidae. The record is from RefSeq and is a predicted model, not a curated record.
UCACAGCUAUACAUGGAAUAAGUGACACUGUCAUUCUGAACAUAGGAGGUUAAGUAUGCCAGUGCAGUGGCAUACUGGGCGAAUGACUUUCUUGGGGUUUUUUGCCUUUUGAAAAUUUUAACACCAUCUCUUUAUGAGAACAAGUAUUACAUAUUCUUGGUUGGGUGCAGUACAAUCUCUACUAAACUUGUUUGCUUUGUGAAGAUUAGGACCAGUGUUGUGAAGAUCCUUUUAUCCAAAAAAAACCCCAGUAGGGAAACAUCUGUCUUAAAAAAAUAUAUUCCUUUCCUCUCUCUUCCUGUUAAAUGUAGAGCAAAGAAAAACAUAAACUGUAAUCUUCUGGGGAAAAAAAGGACUCACAGCCAAAUGAUUAAAUCCUCCUUUAGGAGGCAGUAAAUCAGUAGAUGCGUGACAGUAUGUAUUUAGAGUGGGCUGACUGUGAGCAUAUUUAUUGACAUACAAUAAUCAUAAUGACCACUUGCACUAUUAAAACUGUCCUGUACGUUUUGAGCUUAAAGGAGACCAUCGGUCAGUUCUUCCCUGCUUUAAGGUCCUCUUCCAUUGGCAGCCGAUGGAGACAAUGCCGAAGCAGAAAUCCUGUAACCGUAACUGCGAGGCAGAGUAUGUAAGCCCGGCCUCAGGGCUGUGCUGACGUUACUCUGUGGCUUGCAUGUUGGAAUACGUUUGCGUUGGCGUGGAGGACCGAGCAGCGUGUGGAAGAGGCUUCGCUCUGGCCCGCAGCGGGCAGCGGCAUGCACGGGGAUGUUCCUGUGGACAGUAAUGGUGUGGUGGUUCGGGAUAAAAUUCUAUAUGUGGUGACAGCUGAGAAAUGACAGUUUUGAUAUCCUCGUUUCAGACAUAUUGCUUAAGAUUUUUAAGUUCCUGUAUGCAGUACUGGCCUUAUACUGGCAGUUUUGGUGGUACUUCAUUGUUGAACAGUUUUCUGUUUGUUCCUCCAGUCUGCCCUUGGCCUCGCAACCACCCUGCAAACGCAGCGACCUGUGGUUUAGGAGCCCCUGCUUUCCUUUUGGAAGGUGUUCUCAGCUGCUGGCAAAGCAAGUAUCUUGGGGCUUUUAGAGCAGCAGAUUUCCAUCAGGUUAUGUUUACAGAAUGAGGAGGCAUUGAACUGAUUAUUUUGGCUUUACUCUGACAUACUCACUGUCAAUACUUGCAUGGGUUUCACUGCAAGAACUUUGUUUCUUCUUCGCGUUCCCAAACUAUCAAAGCACUUUCUGUCUUUGCAGUACCCCCUUUCCUUCCUAUCCCCCAGUCAAAAUAGAGAAUGUAUGAUGCAAGCUUCAUCUUCAGUGCAAAGAGAGCCUGUGUCCUUGGAUAAUGUGUUUUAUCUAUCUGAAAAAUAAGAUAAAAUAAUACCAGCACCUGUGCUUCCAUAAGGCAAUCUACAGUACUGUUACUGUGUAGAAGCUAUUCAUGUUUUUCAUCAUGUUGGCUCAUAGUCCACUUAAAACAAUAGGGGAUUGUGCUGUCUGUUGGCAGUUUUAUCGGUCUAGGCUUCCAUUUCUCUUGUGAUUGGUCAUUCUCUGUCUUUUGAAAACAAGCUGCUUGCAAGCAGAGGUUUAAAUGUCUGGAUAGAGUGUUGACCCCCCACGUACAGAUUUUUAGGGCUGUUGACAAAACGUAUGCUUUUAAGUUCUCCUAGGGAACAAAUGCCCAUGUACUGAAAUGGAGCUACGCUUCUUGCUAAACAGGGUUUCUUUUCUGGUAUGGCUAACAAGUGCUGUUGUGAGCACACUUCGGAUGUGAGUAUCCUCAGACCACUGAGUUUCUGCGUUGUAAUCAAGCUCAUUUAGGGGGUUUGUUUUAGGUUUUGGUGUAUCCUGUCUGUCUGUUCUUCUUCUGAGGUCUUUUGGCUCUCGGAGCGCGUAACUGUAUUCCGUGCUGGCAGUCACACUCGUGGUAAUAUUGCUAACUUUCUCACUGGAGGCUGGCCAGCAAUGGGCAGAGUUUCUGUACGGUGUUUAAGACAAAUCGGUACAAAACGACAUGCAACACCCGCCUCCGGUUUUCACUCGUCUUUACUGCCUGGUAAAACUGAAAAAGAACUUUGUCUCCUGCCAUCUUGCACAUUUCUGCUGGUUUUAUUGUGUGAGAAAUCUUUGCCAUAUGUACGAUUGCUUUGUUUGUUGUAAUUUUUAAUUAUUGAAAGGGACUGCGCCAGGGUAGUGUAGGUUUUGUUGCGUUCGUAGGGACAAUGUAGAAGUUGUGGCUUUUUAAAGGCAAGAAGUUUGUUGCUUAAUCAUGUUAUGAGCGCAGUUAAAAUUGAAAGCAUAACCGUGCUAUAUUUAUUCAUGUUCUGCCAUGAUAGCCUAAUGCUGUAACACACACCCAAAUGUUAAGCUUGAAAUAAUUUUUCUCAGUUGCGUGUGGAGUUGACUUAAACUUUUAACACUAAAUCGAAGCGGGUUUGUUGUAGUUAAGUUUUUGUGUGUGCUCUUUAUACAAAUGUGCCUGGUGAAUAUGAUGUGGUUUAGAUUUAUAGCAGUGCCGAGUGUGUUCGCUGCCUUAGUCAGCUGUGAGAGCUCUCCCGCUGGGGCCGCUCCUCUCUGAUGGAAAAGGAGCAGCUGUGAAGGUGCUGUUUCAGGCUCUUGCUGGCAUUAAAAAAAAACAAAAAACAAAAACCAAACCCCCCAAAAAAUACCCCAGACCCCCCCACUAGCACACAUUGGAGAGGGGGAAGCGGGCCACGUGACUCCCACCCUCCUACCCUAUGUCACAGUGUGUAGGAGCGCUGAUUGCUCUUACCCAAUCAUGCCUGGAAUGCUGCUUGCCACUUGGGCUAUUUCUGCUAUCUGUCGCUAUCAGGGCUGCAGUGCUAACAGUUUGGCAGAUGGGACACUUUUUCUUGGAGUUUAUGUCUUUGGUUUUUAACUUCUGGCAGUGCCUGAAUUGUUGCUGUUCUCCCUCUCCUUUUCUUCUCUCUGUAAAACCAUGGCCCAUCGGCUGCGGUUUCAUUUUGGCUCUGGGCGAAGCAACACAGCCCCCGAAUCAGAGAUCCUCGACCGGGAGAGAGAAGAUGACUUUUUCAUGGCAUUCCACACUUUGCCAAGAAGAAACAGUCCUCACGCUUUCUCCCGACACGGAGCGGAUUAUGGUGGUGGCGGCGAUUUGCAAGAAGUGGGCUCCUUAAAAAGGAGUACAUCCAUGUUUAUUCCCCAGCUGCUGAACAGUAUUGAUGUGCGUCCAACGAGAAGCUCGUCAAUGCAGAUCUCCCUUCAGCGCAAGGCUGCGAACGGCUGCGCGGACGAGUGCGCAGCCCUGGAAUCUCCUGAGGAGACGCUUCCUUGUAAAUUCUCAGACUUCAGGGAGCAUUUUGCAUCCCCUGUUAAAAACCGUUCCUCUUCUCCAAGCAGUCCAGAGGUGACUCCUGAGAAUUCUCCACCCAGGCUGACGGAAGACUUAGGGCGACAGAUUAAUGGAACUGUUUGCUGUAAUCGUAGAAUAUUUCGUACUAUUCCCUCUAGUAACCAGAGCGAGGAUGCUUCAUCAGCUACCCAAGAAGAUGAAGCAAAUGAAGCAGCUUCAGGUUUAAACAUAAGUGGUGUGAGGAUUCAGCAUCGGGCUUCAAGUGCAGACAUGCCUCAGGUUACUCUAGUACCCUUUGGUACUGAGGCUCAAAGUAAUGCUCCCACGCCUGAACCCCGACGUUGGUCUUUGCAACACGUGCCAGAUAUGUCGGCAAAUUCAGGGAAAAAGUUCUUUGUUCUACAGUUACAGCAACCGCAGACAGGCGGUUCAGGUGCGGGAGGCGAAUAUAACUUUGGUUUUACUGGAACAAAAGGGGACAGAUUGGUCAGGUAUCCCCGGAUACGGCUGGAAAGAAGUACUUCCUACCCUGUCCAGCCACCAAGAGAAGAACCUAGUCCCACAGGCGAUGGAUUAAAUUCAGAACUGCAUGGAAAUGGCAGGAGUGGGUCAGAAAUAUCUAGGAGCAAUUCAGUAGAGCGGAUUCCUCAAGGGCAGGGAUGCUUGUUUAAAAUCAGACCAGAUCAAAACACGAGGCAGCAGCACUUCAGAAUUCUUGUCACCCGUGGUCCUGAAGAACAAAGUCAGGUUGUUGGUAAAGAUGGUUGUGGCACCCCUGGUCCUACAACAGCCAGCACCGCAACUAGAGACGACUUCCUGGGUCAAGUGGAUGUGCCACUUAGUCACCUUCCGACUGAAGACCCAACCAUGGAAAGGCCAUAUACAUUUAAGGAUUUCCUUCUCAGACCAAGAAGCCACAAAUCUCGUGUAAAGGGUUUCUUGAGACUGAAGAUGGCUUAUAUGCCUAAAAAUGGUGGCCAAGAGGAAGAAAAUAGUGAUCAAAGGGAUGAAUCUGAGCACGGAUGGGAUGUGGUUGAUUCCAGUGACUCCGCAUCUCAACGUCAGGAGGAGUUACCACCUCCUCCGCUGCCUCCUGGAUGGGAGGAAAAGGUAGACAACCUGGGGCGGACUUACUAUGUCAACCAUAACAACAGGACUACUCAGUGGCAUCGACCAAGUUUAAUUGAUGUGGGAUCUGAUUCGGAUAACAAUAUCAGACAAAUAAACCAAGAAGCAGCCCACAGGCGGUUCCGCUCCCGGAGACACAUUAGUGAGGAUUUGGAACCAGAACCUAUGGAGAGUGGAGACAUUCCUGAGCCUUGGGAAACCAUUUCAGAGGAGGCAAGUGCAAGUGGAGAUUCCUUAAGCUUGUCAAUACCACCUCCUCCUGCAUCUCCAGUGUCCCGUACCAGUCCUCAGGAGCUAUCUGAGGAACUGAGCCGACGACUUCAGGUCACUCCUGAUUCCAAUGGGGAACAACUCAGUUCUUUGAUUCAAAGAGAUCCUUCUUCAAGAUUAAGAUCUUGCAGUGUAACAGACACAGUUGCUGAACAGUCUCAAUUAUCCUUGCAGAGUGGUCCAUCUAGGAGAGCUCGCUCUUCAACUGUCACAGGUGGUGAGGAACCAACGCCUUCAGUGGCCUAUGUACAUACUACACCAGGCUUACCUUCAGGCUGGGAAGAAAGAAAGGAUGCGAAGGGCCGUACGUAUUAUGUCAAUCAUAACAAUCGAACCACCACAUGGACGCGGCCCAUUAUGCAGCUUGCAGAAGAUGGCAUGGUUGGCUCAACAGCGAACAGCAGCAACCAUUUAAGCGAACCCCAGAUAAGACGGCCUCGUAGCCUCAGUUCACCCACAGUAACUUUAUCUGCUCCACUUGAGGGUAUGAAGGACUCCCCUGUGCGCAGAGCGGUGAAGGACACCCUUUCCAAUCCACAGUCUCCACAGCCCUCACCUUACAACUCUCCUAAACCACAACACAAAGUUGCACAAAGCUUCCUUCCUCCUGGCUGGGAGAUGCGAAUAGCACCCAAUGGCAGGCCCUUCUUCAUUGAUCAUAAUACUAAAACUACUACGUGGGAGGAUCCACGACUGAAAUUUCCAGUGCACUUGAGAUCAAAAGCAUCUUUGAACCCUAAUGAUUUGGGCCCUCUUCCUCCUGGCUGGGAGGAAAGAAUACAUUUGGAUGGAAGAACAUUUUAUAUAGACCAUAGAAGCCAGGUGUUGAUAUGUGGAGACAUUGAUACCAGAGACUUAGUGCCCUCAUACGAUAAUAAAAUUACCCAGUGGGAAGACCCCAGACUGCAGAACCCGGCAAUUACUGGUCCAGCAGUUCCAUAUUCCAGGGAGUUCAAACAGAAAUAUGACUAUUUCCGGAAGAAGUUAAAGAAACCAGCUGAUAUACCGAACAGAUUUGAGAUGAAGCUACACAGAAAUAAUAUUUUUGAGGAGUCCUACAGAAGAAUCAUGUCUGUGAAGAGACCCGAUGUACUAAAAGCCAGGCUCUGGAUUGAAUUUGAGUCUGAAAAAGGACUUGACUAUGGAGGUGUGGCCAGAGAAUGGUUUUUUCUCUUAUCCAAGGAGAUGUUUAACCCUUAUUAUGGUCUCUUUGAAUAUUCAGCAACGGACAACUAUACACUUCAGAUUAAUCCUAAUUCAGGUCUUUGUAAUGAAGAUCAUCUGUCGUACUUCACAUUUAUUGGUCGCGUUGCUGGUCUGGCAGUAUAUCACGGGAAGCUAUUGGAUGGCUUCUUCAUCAGACCUUUUUACAAGAUGAUGCUGGGGAAGCCAAUAACUCUGAAAGACAUGGAGUCAGUGGAUAGCGAAUACUACAACUCUUUGAAGUGGAUCCUGGAAAAUGACCCAACAGAGUUGGAUCUCAUGUUUUGCAUAGAUGAGGAAAACUUUGGACAGACAUAUCAAGUUGACCUGAAGCCAAAUGGGUCAGAAAUCAUGGUAACAAACGAAAACAAAAGGGAAUAUAUUGACCUGGUCAUCCAGUGGAGGUUUGUAAACAGAGUUCAAAAACAAAUGAAUGCUUUUUUGGAGGGAUUUACAGAACUUCUUCCCAUUGAUCUGAUUAAAAUUUUUGAUGAAAAUGAACUAGAGUUGCUGAUGUGCGGCCUUGGCGAUGUUGAUGUGAAUGACUGGCGACAACAUACGAUCUACAAAAACGGUUACUGCCCAAAUCACCCCGUUAUCCAGUGGUUCUGGAAGGCCGUUCUACUGAUGGAUGCCGAAAAGCGGAUUCGAUUACUGCAGUUUGUUACUGGGACGUCACGCGUGCCUAUGAAUGGAUUUGCUGAACUUUAUGGUUCAAAUGGUCCUCAGUUGUUUACAAUAGAGCAAUGGGGAAGUCCUGAUAAACUGCCCAGAGCUCACACAUGCUUUAAUCGCCUAGACUUACCUCUUUAUGAAUCUUUUGAAGAUUUGCGAGAAAAGCUACUUAUGGCAGUUGAAAAUGCUCAAGGAUUUGAAGGAGUGGAUUAAAACAUCGACCUUCCCCCCCUUCAAGCAAGUUCUGCUUGCACUUUUGCAUUUGCCUGACGGACUCUGAGCAGUGACUAUGGCAGAACAGUUGCACAGCGUUGGUUCAUGGAGCAAACCCUUCGACGGUGCAGUUGCCUGAAUCCAGACGUUUGAACUGUGACCUGCGGGUGGCUUUUCUGACGUUUCCACAGCAGCGUACCAACUGCGUAACAGGAACUCUGAUCACAUUUCAGCAGGACUUACUCUAUUUAUGUUGUGCCUCUGUAGGCAAAGCCCUUAAUAAAUAUUUUACAUAAUUUCUAAUGACAAUGAAUGGAAUUAAUCAUUUUACAGGUAUAGUAUUACAACUCAUGUUUACUUUUUAAUUGACUUAGACAUUUUCCGAUUUUAUUUCAUUACAAUUAAAUAUCAUGUACUUGGAAAAAUGAGCAUUUUUCUUAAUUUCAUACCAGACUUGAUGCCAGUGUCAUUUUUUCCAAAGCACAUUUUGAGCCUUGUGUUCCCAAACCGUUACGAAAGUAGGAGAAAGCUAUGUUGGCAAUUUUCUCUACGGGGGCUGUAUCUCGAGAGCAACUCUUUUCAUUGAGCACAUAAAUAUUUUUCUGUAUCCAGAAGUAUGGACUGGAUGUUGCGUUUUUGUAUAAAUAUUAGAGUAGUUACAAGUCAAGGGAGAACCAUAACAUAGCAUGCCAAAUCUCAUGUUCAGUAAAGAAAUUGCCUCAUUAUUGGUAAUAUUUACAUGUACUAUAAAGCAUUUUGGGGUAGGGUUGGCAUUAAUCAUUUUUAGGAACAUAUGCUUAACCCUGUCAUUAUCUUUGUAUAGUGAUACUUUUAUUAUCCUUUCCUCUUUACUGUUUGCAAUGGAGGCAUUUUGAAUGACACCUGGCACUAUGUGAUUUGGCACUAUGGAAAACAGGUCUGUCGUGUCUCCUAUUUGUAUGCAUUUGCUAAUGAUAUCUAAACAACGAUGGGUUUUUUUGUUUGUUUCUAACUGCACCAACUCUAAAGGCACUUUAUGUAACACAUGGAAGUCAUAUCUGUUUUUUACCAUAAACAUUAAUGUGAUUAUAUUCCUUCUCACUGCACAUGUCUUUCUGGUGCAAUAUCUAUCAGUUGUGAAUUUGGCUGCUGCUGAUGUAUAAAAAAAAUGAACAGAUGUAGAGCUGAGCCUGCAGACAUGUUCCUCAGCAAUUGUUUUUGUGAUUUAUUUUUUACUUAAUCACAAAGAUUUAUUUAAUAUACACUGCUAUCUAAUCAAUUUUGUUACCUAUGACAUGUUGCAUGCUUAAACUAUAAUGUCUGAGUUGCAUCUCUUGUGACGGAUUAAAAGUGAAAGAUUUGUAUUCAAUCCACUGAAGUUAAAUGGGUACAACUCCACUGGAGCAGGCUCGAGGGUAUGGCGUCAGCAACUUAGCAUUCAGUUUUCUAAGUUUUGCCCACCUAUUUUGCCUAUCUGUAGGCUUUUACCGCCGAGAACCCAUUUAAUGCUUAUGAAGCAAGAGGACACCGCAUGCCAAAAGAAAAUUUCACCUCAUUGCCACCAGCCUGUUUAGCCCUGCCCUUAGCCCUCCCCAACACCCCCUAGCAAGUGCAAGCUACAGCUGAGAAAGACCAGCCAUGCUGCAGAAACUGUAAUAUUUCAGGCAAAAAGGCUACUGGAAAGAGCCCUUAAUGCUAAUGACAUUCAGUAAAUGGUGGGGUGCUACCAAAAAAAAGGUCAAAGCGUGGUGCAUGAGAAGGUUACUCUAUUAUUUGACCACAGGAGUGCGUGAUCCUGCUUUGGUCCCUUCCCUCCCCUCACCCUCACCUUCUGAAACAGGCUUACCUAAUACUUAGCUACAUCAAAGCCCUUUCAGUUAGCUAGAAUUACAUAGGGCCAUCUGACUAGAAGACAAAGUUUUAUUGGAUUCUUUUUUUAAAAGAAAACAUAAAAUGACUUAGCUUAUCUUUUCAGCUCCACUUAUCUCACAAACUGAUAGAGAAUGCUUUUGGAGUGUCUAGGUAUUAAAAUAGCGAGGUGAAUUCCGCUGUGUGAAUUGUAAUCAAUGUGCUUUUGGACUGUUGUGGUUUACACUACUUUAGCGAGGGGCGUUUCAUUUUUCAGAAACAGUUCAAUAUUAACAGCAAGCCCGUGACUCCCAAGGUGCGUCGUUAGCGUGGCAGCUUUGAGUGCAGCGCACGCAGCGCCCUGCCCUGCCCCAGGCAGCGGUGACAGCAAGGAGCAGCGUGCAGUGUCCUGACAGACCUGUACAGCUUGUGCUGAAAUUACCUAUUUUUGGCUUUCUUAUGACGACUGCAAAGCGUUCUAACUAUUUGUGCUUCUUGUGCACUAGAGGCUGCAACCACGGCUCCCACCUGUGCUGCGAACCUGCCACGGCUGCAGAGCCCGUGCAGAAGCACGCACAGCUACCCGAGUUAGCGCAUGCUUUGGAAGCAGUUUGCUCACCACUCUGACAGAAUUAUUCCUUCCAGCUCGUUUCCCGAGUUCCCUGUGCCAUUUGGACAUGGCCCUGUUUUGCCUUCACAGACACACCUCAGCUCCCUUUGCUGUGGGAGUGAAACUGUCCUUUUCUGGUUGGGGGGGGGUCCAUAAGCAAUCCAGAGUCAGCAUUCACAAAUGCGCAAGACUGCCUGUAGGCUAAGCUGAGGGGACACACGCAGCCUGGUCCCAUUGCUGCGUAAAGUUUUUGUUGCCGGGAUCGGCAGCCCUCCUGUUAGCUGCAGCUACCGUGCUGUUACUGACAGGCUUGGCAUCACGGUAGGCACAGGGACAUAAGUAAGUCCCAGCUAAAAUGCACUAUACCCACGCAACUCAGAUUUUUGUGAUUGGUGGCCAUGGUGAUGACUAACCCCUUGGGCAGAUACACCCUCUCUCAGCAGCCAAAAAAGUUAAGACCCUCUAGGCUGUGACAAAACAUAGGAAGUUACCUUCAGUUUUGCAAUAAAAUAUAAGAGACUACGUAAAAGGCAUUAGCUGUGCAAAGCAGCAGCUGCAGAGGAAAUAGGUUUUCUUCUGCAGGCCUCUUUGCAGAAUGCCUUAGUGCUCUUCCUGAGAUUCCAGACCGCGCAUCUAGGAGACCUUCUGGAGCUCCUGAAGCUGCAUCUGAAAGUAUCUGUCUAGGAAAAAAGGUAGCUAAAGGUCAUUUACUUCAAAUAGCUGAACACAAAGCAACUAACACGCCCAUGGGCCAGGGCCUGUAGCAUCGUGCCUUUCCUAGCACAGCAUGUUCUUGUGCACUGACAGGUCAGCUCAUUCACCACAAAAUGGCCCAAGAGUAUUUUAAAAAGUCCUAGUCAGCCACUUCUUUGGGUUAAUAAAUGGUAAGGGUGGUACCUAAAGCAGCCUUAAGGCAAAUAAUUCAUAGAAAUUUUAGUCACAAUACAGGUCUGCAGCCAUUGCCUCCUGUUCACAGCAAGGCCAAUAAAUCUGUGCCUCGUGAGGCUGUAGUUAGUGUACACCAUACCGAGCACAUUACCUCCCGCUCGCGUGCCUAGCUGCUGGAAACCAGAAGGUAAAUAAAAAUAACCAGAAACCCCACCCCACCCCCCCCACCCCCCCAACGCCUGUUACCACAAGCGUUAGCUUAUUUCUGUGUCGCUCACAGUGACCUCUCCCGCUGCUCAAAGGCGUGCGAGUGCCGUGCCAGCAUGGCCUGCAUGCUGACUAGCUAGCAGAGGAUGCUGCUGUAAGACCCCACCACGCAGCCAGUGCCUGCCCUGCCCCCACGGGGUGCGCUGCUGCUGUCGCAGGCCCAGCCCCAUCCCACAGGUAGGCACGCCUGCAGCCUUCACCCAUCAUCUGGUCCCGAAGCACUGCUGAAGCAUUGUACAUGAGACUAAAGGGAUGGCAGUUGUGAAAACUAGGGCGCCAGAGAGGGGAAGGUGGGUAGUUAGACUGCACUUCUAGGGGUUAAAAAUAGGUAAUCGUGCCCAUGUGACUGCAAGGGCUAAUUACCUUUUUUCCUUCAAUACAUACUGAUAGAUUACCAGACUGGCCAGCUUAAAGUGUACAUUAACCUUAUCUUUCUAAUAAAACCGUUUCCUUUUGUAUGUAAAGUUACAACAACAGGGAAAAGCCCCUACGGCCUCCACCCCUCUGUUACGAUGUUGCACUAAGAAGUACUGCAUAUUUGCAAUGCGCCUGGACCUUCCACAGCUGGAAUCUAACCAUAUUAAUGUUGCGUACCCAUCGGUCUGUCAUAGCACACCUAGAACCCUGCCAGGUGCCAUCACCGUCGGUGCAAGGCAUCCUUUGUCACAGGUCUGCCGAUGCACGCUGCCAACGCUCUGUGUCCACAUUUAUCCUCUACUUAACGUGUUGGGUUUUUUCCCUUUCCCGUAUUGUCACACAGACCUUGUUUCUUUCCUUAAUUUUUUAAUAUGUAGCUGUAAAAACACACACCAUAUGCAUCCACAAACAACAGUACGUGUUGCAUUUUUCUACUUUCAUCCGUUCCACUGGAUUUGGCAAGGCUCGUGAGCGGCCUGUCUCCUGCAGGUUUGCCACAACCAUGCAGCAGCGAUAGGUUAUGAUUCUCAGAACCCAAAUGGGGAACUCCAGAAAACGAUGUUGCCAUGUUCUAUGUUUGUGAACAUAAAUUUUAAAUCAAGUUUAGAAUUGAGAUAUUAAUAUUUCCAAACAUGCAAAAAAGUGUCAGACAUUCCAGAUUAAAUUCACACUGUUUAGUAAUAAUUUUUUUUUUUUGCAAUAUCACCACUUCCUAGAAGGCUAUUCAAAAUUAAACUACCUUAACAUUGAUUUUAAAUGUACUACUUAUAAAUAAUGCUCAUUUUCACAAUUACUACAGCUUUGAACUGUGGUUGGAUUUGAUACACUGUGGGGAAAGGAUUUGUUUAUGGACAAAGUGUCAUUUUUUUCCAUUUAUUUUCUGAGGAGCAGUGAAAGAAAUUGUAGUUUGUUUUCCUGACAGCAAAAGCUCAAUGUGACAAAAUGAAGUUGUUGUAAUGAAAUGAUGCAACUUAAUUAAAUAUUUAAUAAAGAAUUAUGGAAGCUACAGCAUUUUAUACUUCAAAUAUAUUUUUUGUCUAACUGAA